This is a messenger RNA of Ostreobium quekettii, 1143 nucleotides long. The record is from the annotation of a GenBank genome assembly. Lineage: Eukaryota; Viridiplantae; Chlorophyta; Ulvophyceae; Bryopsidales; Ostreobiaceae.
AUGCACCAGCGCGCGGAAGGCGACCCGAUGGACGAGUGGAGGACGGGAGCUUCCGGAAGCUCCAGACGGGAGGCUGGCGAUGCUGAUGGCGAUGCCACAGGCGGGGAGGGGGUGGAGGGGGAAGCACAGAUUGAUCCAUUGGAUCCCCUGCAGCGAGAAGACAUUCUGUACUUGAUGAAGCAGCUUCAGGCGUUGUCGCUGAGGAAGCGUCGGACGGGAGCCCCGGUCCUGAGCAGUUUCGAUGCGGAGGGGGUCGCGAAGUACAUAAAGGAAAACAACGUCAAAAACAUCGUGUGCAUGUGUGGCGCUGGCAUCAGCGUCAGCGCAGGAAUUCCGGAUUUUAGGACGCCCGGCACAGGCAUCUAUUCGAAGGUUGAGAAGUACAAGCUGAGGAGGCCUGAGGAAAUUUUCUCUCUGUCGUACUUCAGGGAGAAUCCUGAGCCAUUUGUCAAUCUGGCAAAGGAAAUGAUUCCCGGCAAGUAUCGGCCCACACCCGCGCAUUAUUUCAUCACCCUGCUGCAAAAGAAGGGCCUCCUGUUGCGAUGCUUCACUCAGAACAUUGACUGCCUGGAACGCCUAGCAGGGCUGCCAACAGAGUACAUUGUUGCGGCACAUGGAAACUUCGAUGGGGCGCAUUGCAUUGGCUGCCACAAAGCAUAUGACAUAGACCAAAUGAAGGGGGAUCUAGAGAAGGGAAAUGUCAGCAAGUGCAGCUCAUGUGGAGCCUAUGCCAAGCCAGACAUCGUGUUCUUUGGUGAAGCUCUACCUCCCAGAUUUUUCAUGCUUGCAGGGUCAGACAUGCCGAAAUGCAGCUUACUCAUUAUCUUGGGCACGUCGCUGGUGGUGCAUCCAUUUGCCAGUCUUGUUGACGAAGUAGGCAGUGAAGUGCCACGUUUGCUAAUCAACAACGAGAUUGUUGGGGAGUCGGUCGGAUUGGACUUUGGCGCGGAGAACUACAGGGAUGCGAAAAUCCUUGGUAGCUGUGACGAUGGCGUCUUUCAGCUUGCGGAGCUCCUCGGCUGGAAGGAAGAGUUGGAUGCACUGAUAGAAGAGGGCGCCAAGGAAGCGGCAGCAACAUCAUCUGCCAAAGAGGAUAUGGCCACAGCAGCUGGUUCAGACAACGGAGCAAACUCAAGCUCAUGA